Molecule: messenger RNA, 1216 nt
Organism: Drosophila guanche
Lineage: Eukaryota; Metazoa; Arthropoda; Insecta; Diptera; Drosophilidae
Exons: 3
Coding region: 39-1151 (370 amino acids)
Molecular function (GO): protein binding
Source: RefSeq, a predicted model, not a curated record
UUCUGUUUGCUAGAACGUGUUCACAUUUCGCAUUCAAAAUGCUUGCAAAAUUACCCAUUGAAAUAAUGGAUAAAAUAUUCGAUUACCUGAACCUGAAAGACCAAUUGAAAAUGGCUAAAGUUAGCAAACAUUUUAAGUCUGUGUUUGUAUACAAUUCCCGCGACAAAUACAAGAAGAUUGUUUGCUGCAAAUAUUCAGACGACGAGCUCCAAUUAAUAAUGCGCCUAUGCGGACACAAAGUUACCCAUGUGAUGGUGUUACACAAUAUUAAUGAGGCGACUUGUAAACUAAUAUCGCAGUACUGCAUUAACAUAGAAUCUGCCAUUUUGAAUCUUAAAAAUGUUGGUGCAUGCAAAUCAAUAUUAGGAAUGAAUAGCCUGAAAACAAUUGCGUUGGAAAAUAUGGACGAGUGUGAUUUGGAUGUACUCAAUUACAUAAAUCCAGAAUGUAAAGGAUUAUCUGUAGGCAAUUUUUCGUAUGCUCAGGCUGAAAAUAUUGUGAAGCUGAUUAACUUGGAAACGUUGGAACUUUCUGGUUUACAAUGUUAUAAAACCGAUGAUCUGUUUAAAAUGUGUUCCUCUUUCAAGAAGUUGCGUGUCCUGACAAUUCGAGACAUUUACUUUACAACUCCCGAGCUAAGUAUAGGGAGAAAUGAUAUUGUAAUCUCAGAAUUGGAAGAACUUCAAAUCACUAAUUGUGACAUAAAUUUAAAUUUACUGCCCAAAUGUCCGAAGCUCAAAACAUUGAAAUUUGCUCCGAAUGAAUUUUUGAGGAACGUUGAAGUCAGAAAUAUUAUCAAAAUUUACGCUGGGACAUUGGAACAUUUUAAAUUUAAAAUUAAUCGCAAUAGACUCAAAAACUUUAGUUUAAAUGAUUUUAUAAAUGAUCUCGGAGAGUGCAGGAACAUCAAGAGUCUACAUGCAGAUGCGUUCUUGGUAUGGCGCUUAUUGCACCAUCAUCUCGACUCUUUUAUCACAUUUUUAAGGGAUAAAGGCUUCAAUCUACAGAGAUGUUUUGAAUUGAAAUGCGAUAUGCUGAUCGACAGUAAUCGGCUCCUUUUGGAGAAAGAAAUUGUAAAAUCGGAAGUGUGCAAUUUAAUUAAAUAUUCCAGAUUUGGGCCAACUGUGAGCUUUAUUUUGCAAGUUAGGUAAUUACCUAACCCAAACCAAGCCAGCCCAAGCACUUGAAUCUCGAGGUAAAUGAAUAUUUUCAAACA